Molecule: messenger RNA, 2149 nt
Organism: Lagopus leucura (white-tailed ptarmigan)
Lineage: Eukaryota; Metazoa; Chordata; Aves; Galliformes; Phasianidae
Gene: CMC4
Product: C-X9-C motif containing 4
Exons: 3
Coding region: 569-790 (73 amino acids)
Cellular component (GO): mitochondrial intermembrane space
Source: RefSeq, a predicted model, not a curated record
AAUGUAAUUGCCCUACGUGGAGCUUGGCCAGGAUGCUGGAAAUAGGCAGUAGAAGUGCCAUAGUGCAGAGGCUGGGCAGGAGGCUGACAGCAGCCCCAACUCCGGGCAGGGCUGAGCUGUGGCACUGCAGGGACUGAAGUCCUGUGCUGCGUACGACCACAGCAAUGCUUUCAUUGCGGGCUCUCCCACCCCUCUGUUGCUCCCCCCACUUUUUGUUUGUCUGUUGGUUUCUCAUGAGAUCCCGGUGACGGGUGGGUGCUGCAGCUGCAGAAAGUCAAACUGAUGGCCUGAUGUCCGCUUUCUGGGAAUCUGAUAAUGGCAGAGCUGUUUCUUUUGGGGGAAUCCCAAGAGGAUUUCUCUUGCGACAAAAAAUCCCCCCUUGUUGUUUUUCUGGGACAAACAUAACGAUGCUGUUCUGCUGUUUUUUCCCCAAGUUCCUCCUCCAGAUGCAGUUGCAUGGCUGUGCCAAACUCCGGGAUGCACAGAGCUCGCAGAGAGGGCUCAUCUUUUAGCAACAGGUUUAAAGGCAUAGAGCUGUUAAAAAAGAGCCGUGUUCAUUUCUCUGAACAUGUCCCAGAAGGAUCCCUGCCAGAAACAAGCCUGUGAAAUACAGAAAUGCUUGCAAGCGAACAACUACGUGGAGUCUAAGUGUGAAGCUGUGCUUCGAGAGAUGAGGAGGUGCUGUGCCCGGUACCCCGAGGGCAGAUCCAUCUGUUGUUCAGGUUUUGAGAAAGAAGAGAGAGAAAAGCGUAAAGCUACUUCAGGAGGAAUUCCCCCACCACCUCAGUAACACAAAGCAGCUCCAGCAGGUGCCAGAGCACGGACUCACCUACGGAGCCCAGGUGUGUGUUUGUGAGCCUUCUCUAGACUUUCUGGAAAGCCAGAGGGCUCCUAGAACACACCACCCCGCGCACCAAAAAGCAGUACCAAGAGAUGGCCUGGUUGACAGACUUCAUUUUCUGUACCAAAACAUCAUCUACGUUGUCCUCGCGUUGCAUCCGUAUCUGUGAAAAAUCAAUCUGAUGCGUUUAGAAUGCUUACCUUACUCUAACCCAUCCCUGCUCUCAAAAUGGAGGGCUGGAACCAAGUUACUGUGGCUUCUGGAGGGGGAGGUACAGGAAAUGUGCUCUUAAGAAUGAGUGAAAGUGUGACACAUGAAAACAAAGCCCAUUUUGACACAGCAAAGGUGUUGCUGCCGUCGGGCAGCAGUUCCAGGCAACAUUCACCUGUCCAGGGGUUCAAGCUCAAGAAUGGGAAUCAGGUCUGGGGUUUGGUCCCAGGUCUUGCAUAGCUCACGGUGACCAGGCGUCACUCUGCCUAAGUGCCUCACUUUCCCCCUGGACAGAGUUUAGAUGACUUUCUAUUUGAAUUGCCUACAAGCUGCUAUUUGCAUGACAAUGAAGAUGUUACAGGAACAUUAUUUCAGGGAUUGCUACAGGAAUAGGAUCUUUUUUUUUUUUUUUUUUUUAAGAAAAAAAAAGAAAAAAGAAAAAAGAAAAAGCAAUAUUCGUUUGGAAAUCCUGACUGUUGAUAUAAAAUUUAUAAAUUUCUGUAUAAUUGAAGACCUUUAAGCAAUACGUUACCAAUCCAGCAUAUCUGGCUGUGCUGGAACCCAGAGGCCUAUCACAAAGCCCUGGGCUAGAUCCAAGAACCGAUUUAGGUGCCACUUCUGAACACACAGUUGUAGGCACCCUCUGUCAGUACAGCACUUCAGACUCACACACAACCCGAUCCGUCUGCGUCUGGACCCCAGGGAGAGAUGGCUCUUCAGAAACUCUCACCUGCACAGCAGAAUUUCCUGUGACCUGUAGGAAGAGCUCAGUAGUCAGGUUCCUGCAUCACCCUUCAGAGCUGCCUCUGUCUCUCCGUCCACUGUAGCAGGAGUCCAGGCACCUCAGUGGGUGCCAAGUCCAUUGCAGGGCCCAGGCACCACAAUACCAGACUUCGAACCCACUAGGCUCCUAACUCUGUCAUUAGAUCUAGCCGUAAAGGACUUUUGUGCUGUGAUAAUUAACUACAAAAUACAGCUUCUAUAAACAGACCACUGUAGUCUAGGCACAAUAGUUGAGUGUAUUGAAGCCUAGAACGGCAAACCAUCUGUACCUGCUGCUCUGAAAUACCAUAACACAAAAUAAAUGACUGGAACAAA